Podarcis lilfordi (Lilford's wall lizard) is the source of this 14430-nucleotide messenger RNA. The record is from the annotation of a GenBank genome assembly. Lineage: Eukaryota; Metazoa; Chordata; Lepidosauria; Squamata; Lacertidae.
AUGUGGAAUGCUUAUUUCAAUCUUGUAGUGCUCCACGUGUCGAUACUUUUGAGAAUUCUAGCAUUCCUUGCAAGUAGGUAUCAGAUGAAAAACUUGAAAGUAUGGCACAUGCAGAAAAUAAGACAAGGAUUCCAGGAUAAUUCCUUGUUUCGCCCAACCGGGCUUCGUCAGCCGUGCAUACUCUGGAUAAUAUAAACAAACAUAAUGUAAUGUAAUUUUAUAUGAAACUAAGUAACAAAACAUAAACAAUAAAUUUACAUACUAUAUUCUUGUGUACCAGAAACAUGGAACAUAAUGGAUUCAGUCAUCCCAAUAACUGAUCAGAAGUUUCUUUAUAUGAUUUUACUUGCCAAUCCAUAACCGUAGGGAUCUCUGCUGAUUUCCAUUUUUGAGCUAUCAAUACCCUGGCCGCCACCGUCGCAUAUUGAAACAAUCUCUGAUCUUCCUUUUUAAUUUCGUCACCUAUUAUUCCUAACAAAAAUGCCUCCGGUUUUUUUGGAAAAGUAUAUCUGAAAAUUUUCUUUAAUUUGUUAUAAAAUUAUUUGAAUAUGCAGAAUUAGCAAGAAUGACGCAUAAAAUUAGACACCAAGAAGGUACAAAGUUUAUUGCAGAAUGGAGUAAAUUUGUGACAUAUAUUGAAAGUAAUUGUAGAAAUUUAAAAACUACAGUAGGCUUAACAUAAACCUUGUGACGUGUACAUAAUUGGAACAGAAACUGUAAGAGUAGAAGUAUACCAAGAAAACUGCAACGGGAUAGGAAGGAAGUCGAGGCGUGAUCCAACGCAAUGUAAAUAAGAUGAUGGUACCAAAGAAUGAUUGUUAAGAGUGUUUGUUUUACCUUUUGAUUGUUUGUUCUGGUUUGUUUUCUGUUUUCUGUUUAACUGAAAAUCUUAAUAAUAAUAAUAAAAGUUUCUUUAUAUGAAGAGAUGCAAUAUUGACUCCAACUGUUCAUAAAAAACGAGCAUGUGCACAUAUCAUAGAAUCAUAGAAUUGUCCCUUGGAAGAUGCUCACGAGGGUUAUCUAGCCGAACCCCCUGCAAUGCAGGAAUCUUUUGCCAAACGUGGGGCUUGAACCCACAACCCUGAAAUUAAGAGUCUCAUGCUCUACCCCCUAAGCUGUAAACAUAUAUCUUAUUUUGUCCUCUUCUUUGGUGAUCUUUAAGUGGCCGUCCUAUCCUCCACUUGAGCCCUUAAGUAGCGUUGAAUCAAGAAAAAGAAGGGACCUUUUAUCAGAGAAGCAUUUUAAAGAGAAAUUUUAAAAAAUUGGGAAAUGAUAUAUAAUGAAUUGAAGAAAAUGUUUAAAAUGACAUUUGUAAAAAAAAACCCAGAAGCAUUUCUGUUAGGGAUUGUAGGACAAGACCUGCCAAGGAAAACAAAGAAUUUAUUCAUGUAUGCUACAACAGCGGCAAGAGUCUUGAUAGCACAAGGAUGGAAGAAUGAGGAAACCCCAAUAAAGGAACAAUGGCAAGAGAAACUGAUGAGCUAUGCAGAAUUGGCUAAACUGACAUACAAACUGCGAGAUAAGGACAACUGUGACUUUAAAGAAGAAUGGGAACUUUUUACAAAUUACUUAAAAAGACAACAAAAUGAACUGCACUCCUCGACAGGCUUUGAAUAAACAUACACAAAUUUAUUGAUCGAUAAUAUGGUAGAUAGAUAAGGAUCUAUACAAUUCUAUAAUAUGCAGAGAAUAACGUUUGAGAAAUCAGAGAGAAGAGCUGAGGGAAGUCUUGGGGGGAGGGAGGGUAUAUUGGGGAGGGGGGAAAGGGGGAAAUAAUGAAUAUGAUAUGUUUUUGACAUUUUGUUAUGUUGAAAUUGGAAAUAAAAACUUUAAUAAUAAAAAAGUAGCAUUGAAUCAUUCGCCAUUUUUGCUGUGCUUUCUCUCCCCCCACUCUUCAUUUUUUCCCUCCUCUAAAUUUCUAGGAAAUCUCUUUCCUUUUUCCAUGGUUUGAGCAAUUAUUACAUGAGGCAAUCCCCUCAAGUUCUUCAUCGCACCAUACUUUUAAAGCACCACAAUACCACUCCUAUUCCCCUCAGAUAACCACUAUUCCAAGAGUUCCUGGUGAACAGGGAUUGACUGUAAAACCACUCUGGAAGCUUGGGGCACACACCUAUGACCUAAAGUUGCCUCUGAGUAUAUUAAGAUGACAGGUGCCUGAAGUCUCAUGGGCUCUGUGGCUGCAUGCACACGAUAUACUGAAAGCACAUAGCUUUUCCCAAAAUAAUUUGGGGAACUGUAUUUGAACUAGGAGUUGUAACUGUGAGAGGUAAACCACCAUUCCCAGGAUACUUUGCAUGGGAAUCAGGUGCUUUAAAUAUACGUUGUGUACACAGUGUGCCCAGCCACCCUUUAAGCAAAGUAAAAGAAAGAAAGAAAGAAAGAAAGAAAGAGAAUUUUAAAGGGAGGGAUUAGACAAGAAAUCCAGAACCCUGUUCCAAAGACUCUGGGCCACAUCCUAACAAUUCCCAGGGCUGCAGCCUUAUGAAUUAUAUCAAUUUUUGUAAACAAUUUUGUUCUUGAAUAACAGCUCAGAGUGCGUGGACCAAAUGCCUCUAGUUCAACUCUCCAUCCUAUUUAGGAACUCCUUAGGGAAGACCCUCUCAGCCUCAGCAACCACGAAGCUCAUCUGCAACUUGAGGAUAAUACUUACCCGACCUUGCAGGGCUGCUGAUGCAACAAUGACUUUAACAAUGCACGAAAAGCAUUUUGAACGCCCUAAAAACAACAUCUGCGCACCUUUAUCGAUGCUAAUAAUGUUGCCUACCGGUAAGGUUGCGUCCCUCUCUUUUUCCUCACUCUAUCCCUCUCCAAGCCCCCGAUUUUGACAAAGCUAUAAUUGUAACGGUUCUGGCAGGUAGGCAAGAAUGUGUUUACUGCACAAGAACUCCGGGAGCAGAAAGGCAGUUCACGAACGCCAACUACCAGCUCCAUUCUGCCCCCUGCUGGAUCCUGGCCAUUCGUUUCCAGGGAGAGAAAGGCAGGCGAAAGCUAAGCUCUAGGAGGAUCCCUCGCGACCAUUUGCACGGGAGACACCAAGAGAGAAGCAGAGGCGGUAAACAUUAUCCAGACACGGAUCCUUGCUUCCACAGACGCGCCUUCCAAAAGGGCGAGACCAACCUUUGCAAACCCCUCAUUUUGCAGGCGAGCCCGACUUCAUCGCAGGUGAGCUUGUCCUCCUGUUUGCAUGCCCUGCUCCAACAUGAGCGUGCUUUUUGGGGGGUUGGGGGAGGAAAGAGUGGUAGGUGGGGGGUAAAUCUGCAGCUUAGUGGAAACCCCAAAGCAGGAGGGAAGUGUGUGCAUCAGAUACAGUUGAGGAAACGUCCCCCGCCCUAAAAAGAAGAAAACCCACAGGAGAAUUUGACAGCUCGUGAGAGAAUCAAUUCCCGUCUUUGAUCAACGCUGCCUUUUUUUUUAAAAAAAAUAGACUGCUCCACAUUUGCUUCCGAAGCAGCCAAGGGGGUUGCGGUAACUUAAAGACGAGUAACAAAUGUAUUCUGGCAGAAGCUUUAGUGGGCUAGAGUCCAUUCAUCGGAUUCGUGAAGUGUUCUCCGUAGUACAUGGGGGAAGAGCAUAACAGUGAGGUCACAGAGAAAUACAAGACUGGCAGUCCAAACAGGGAUAAGUACGUAGUUAACCGUGGCCAUUCACAAAACAGUUGUUGAUGGUAAUGCAUUAUCUCGACAUGGACAAACUAAUGAAUCACAGGCCGUUGUUUUAAUGAAGAAAAAAAAUUAAACAGCAUUAAACCUCUUAAUGACUUGUUGCCUCCCUCUGCAAUUCCUUUGUUCAAGGAUGGACACUUUAAAAUCAGUUACAAAGUGGUUGAAACGGCCACCCCCAGUUUUUAGAUAUUGCCGUUACUGAUGUCAGAAUUGUGUGUUCUUUUGCUUGGAGACUGACUUGUUUGUCUUAUGUAGAAUGCAGAAGGGUAUUUGCUUCUGUGCUGAUUCUCUGCUUGCUUUUGUCCAGUUUCGUAACAGUCCCCUUGUCAAAUCACCCUCCUUUUGUGCCAUGUCUUAGUCACCUCAUAUAAUUUGAAGCAAUGGCAGGGUCUUGGACAGGUGGGUUGUUGUCAUAACCCAUUUCUGGGUUGCACCCCAGUCUGAGGAGGUCUGCACCAGAGAGAUCAAUGCCUUUUUAAAAUGUUGUUUAAAACACAGAGGAAGAAAGAGAGAGUAGAAGAGCGACUCAAGAGUGUCAGCAUUUUGUACCAGAAUUUUAGCUUUGCGCAUUUAGGCUGUGUACGCAUUACCAGCUUAAAACACAAGUACAUCCUUCUUUAGGUUCUCCCCCCCCCCCCCGCCGCCCAAUUCUGAUCUAUGCAGGUUUGAGGGGGAAAUGCAUCAAAAUGUAAAUAUUUCAUUUUAAAAAGUGCAAGAUAGGUGUGGACUUUGGUUAAUGUUGUGUGCCUGUCACUUCCCAAAUCAGCAGAGGUGGUAUAUACUGGGUGCAGUGGGCACACAGUCUUAAAGUUCUCUGCAGACCUGCACGUUUUGAUUUCAUCACCAUAAGUGAAAGGGUAACAGACUUUUUAAAACAAGUGAAAGUUGAAUAUUCAGGCUGUACUCAGUCGGAAUAUCCAACAAGAAGCCGGGUGUGCGCUUCUGGCCCCCAUCCCCACCCCCACCCUGGCCACUCUUGCUUGGUUGCCCUGACGGAUGACCUCAGGGAGAGAGUCAGGGAGUGUGACCCUGUUGUUCCCACCACAUUUCUCAGCUGCCUUUUGAUACCAUAGCUGCAAUAUUGGUGUUGCAUACAUAUCACUGAAGACAGCUGAUGCACAAAUGUUUCAUGCAUGCGCAUUACUGUGGAAAUUGCCUUUACGAAGAAACCUUUGGGGCAGCAACAAUGGCAGGAAGAAAUAUAUAAAUUGGUCCCCUUAAGAUGUCACAGGGGUCUGCUUGCUAAAUCAGCAUUAUUUCUUUAAUGCAACUCAUGCAAUUGCUCAUGUGUGCAAAUUGCUCCUCUGUCGGCUAGAGCUAGGCCCUUGGUGUGAUGAUGAUGCUCUUUUGCUCUUUCCUAACUUCUUGUUCUUUUACAAUAUGUUACCAUCCCCUCUGGAACCAAGGGUGUUCCUGCUAGGACUGCAACAUUAGAACAAAUUGAGCAAUCCCAUGUAGAAUAUGGCGCAAUAGGGAGGAAUUAGUUAUCAUGAUAGUUUUUAACCACAGUGAUGAGCCCAUCGUGGUUUUUGGUGAAACCAGAGAAUGUUCUUGGGGUUAGCAGGGUGAGAGAGCACCAGUCAUCCCUUGCGGCCCAUAUUUGGCCAGAGAAGGGGCUUCCAAGUACACUGGCAGGAGGUCUUCCUUUGAAGGAUGUCCUUUCAUGGACAACAGUGUCCGAAGCUGGCAAGUGAGAGUAAAACUGGAGUCUAUUCAGCCUCUGUUAAAAUGCUGAGCAGACCCCAAAGAAGGAACUGCUCUUGCUGCUACAGGUGAGAAUGGAGGCCUCUUAGGUUUUUAGCGUAUUUUGGAGAGGAGACGACAUAAGAAACUCGUUACAAUUCUUGUAUAUUAAAUGAUGCUCUCCAGAGUGCCCGCAGUGGAGCCAUAUAGCUCAGGGCUGCCAACCAGCAGCCUUAAUCGGUUUGAGAGUUUGCAGGUGUAACUGAACAGAACCAGGAAGAUAACACCUCCUUUUAGGUAAAGAGACGCCAUCUACUCGUGAGUGCUACCAGUGCGUCCUGCGACAAAAUGUUGCAGUGCAGAGUGCUCCUAGUCAAGGUGCCAGCCGCACCCUUUUUCAGGAUGCUGCAUUCUGUCUCACCUGCCGACAGCCAGGUAUCAUUCUGUGUCCACUGUGUCUGCUUAGUCCUCCUUUGGCUGGUCAUUUUGGGGGCAUGGGAGAGCAAGGGGUCCUUAUUAGAGUUUUUUGUGCUUCUGCAAACCUCGAGGUUCCCUUAAGCCUCCUGCUUUUGUGCGAAUGGUACCAUCUAGGCCACAUAAGUAUAGGAACUUGGAGGAUGAGUUGCCUAAUAUGUAUGGAACAUAGCUCCCACUGCAGACUGGUGGUGCCAGCAGAGAAGGGGCAUGGCGCCGUUCUGUAGAGAGCAUACAUGUGCAUGUCAUGACCAGCCUCUGGUUCCACCUUGUUCUGCUCAUCCCCUGCUUACUAAGUCCAUUAUCCUUUCUUUUGUCCAGAAAUGUCCACCACUGUGACAGAAUGCGGAAACGUGAGGAUCAUCUCAAAAGUCGUUCAGCCAGGCCAGCAGGAAGCAGGCACAGCAAAUACGUCAGGAACUACUGUCACUGUAUCACACGGUGCAUCAGCCUAUAGCAAAAACACCAAGAAUAUGCUUCCCAAGGCCCUUGGGGUAAGGCCCUAUAGGCUUAUCAAACUAGGCCCAAAUCCUGGAGGGACCCAAUGUUCUGUCUCUAUAAGGUAGCUUUCUAUGUUCCUGAUAGUGAUGAGGGAGGUGAUUAGAAACAGAACAAUUGUAGGCAACACUAACAUGUGGAAAAGGAGAGUGGUGGUGAAGCUGGCAAGGAUUAUAGUACUUGUCCACGAUUGCUCAUCCACAAUACCAUUGUUCUUCCCCUCCAGACUGUGCAGAUCGUUGUGGGGGCUAUAGAGAUAUGUUUUGGAGUUGCCCUGACAGUAGCACAAGAAGAUUCAAAGACCCUGACUGUGAAGAGUGGUCUCUACUUCUGGUUCGGGAUCUUGGUAAGCAGACUUUGGCUGAGAGGCUUGGAGGCUCUUUCACCUACCAAAGCUUCUGGGGAGGCCUCUCUAAUUUUAGACACAGAGGCCUAGAGCCACAAAGAGGCUGAAUCCUAAACCAAGGUAAUCAUUUCCCUUUGGGGUAUCCAUGUUGGUGUGUUGUAGCAAAAACAACAAUGAAUCGUGCAGCACCUUAAAAGGCUAACAGAAAUAUUAUGGCAGAAGCUUUUGUGGGUUACAAUCCACAAAAGCUUCUGCCAUAAAAAAUUGUUGGUGCUUGAGGUGCACCAAGACAUGAGGUACUCAUCACCCCUGCCUGUGGCCUUAUCAUCUUCCAAAGCAACUACUCUAAGUAUUCCCAACUUAAGAAUGGAAAGUGAAAUACUGGUGGACAACAAAAGAGGUUUAAAGACGCUCUUAAGGCAAAUCUUUAAAAAUGUAGUAUAAGCACUGAUAACUGGGAAACACAGGCCUGCAAGCACUCCAGUUGGAGAACAGCCUUUCCAAAGGUGUCGUGGACUUUGAAGAAACAUGAAAAGGGCUAAGAGGAAGGCAUGUUUGGCAAACCCUCACUGUGAUCAAAUCCCACCCAGAAACCUAUGUCCCCACGGUGGAAGGACAUGUGGAUCCAGAACUGGUCUCCACACGGACUCACUGUUAAGACCGUUUUCAUGGAAAACAAUCUUACUCAGCCACGAGUGAUCGCCAAAGAAGAAAACUCAACACUCCUGCCUGUGGUCUGCCCAAGUGUUUGUUCUGCUGCAAAUCUAUUUGGGGAGAUGCCAUUCUGUCUAAUAGGUACUUGCAUCUUCUUCACAAAUGACAAUGUUUGUUUAGUACUCAAGCUUAGGACUCUUUACAGAGGUAGCUUUUGAGUUGGUUCACAUGUUACUAACCUCAGUUGGUAAUGUAAAAAAGCCUCUGGUUGGCGUGAGCUUAGGAGGUGGUGGGGUUAGAGAAGGUUUUGGCCUUUCUGACCAAUGCAACCUGACUUGAGAGUCUCUGUGCUCUAUUUUCUUUAUGGAAUGAGACUCAGCCUGGUGAUUGUUCUUGGUUUUUCCUUCCCUGUGUAGCUCCUGAUCUCUGGGUCAUUGUUGGUAGAAAUGGAGAAAAGAGAUCUUCAAUGGCUGGUAAAUAUUCUCCCGGGUAUCUUUUUCGAAAAAUUGACAUGAUAAGGGUAUGUCUAAAGCUGUUGCCAAUACGUCUUCAGGGUUGUUUGCUGGGCAAACAGAUCCUUGGUUUGUUCUGGCCAAGGCCUUAAGAAGACAAAGCUCAAAUAAAGAUAAUUGUUGUAAUGGAGGCAAGGUGAAGUUGCUGAGAGGUGGUCAGGUUAUUUUCGUAGGAUAUGUGAGUCAGUUUAAUAAUUCUCUAAUACAAUCAUAAUGUCUACGUUGUUGUGAGAAAGUCCAAAUUUGGGACAUUCACUGCAAUGUAUCACAGGCAAUCUGCCUAGCACAGGGUGAGGAAAGUGUAGUCCUCCAAAUGUUCUUGGACUACAAGUCCCAACAUCCCUGACCAUUGGCCAUUUGGGCUGGGGCUGAUGGGAAUAACAACAUCUGGAGGGCCACAGCUUCUCCAUCUGUGGCCUUAAAAAAAACUUGUGAAUCUUGGCAAUCAGGGAAGCAAACUUCUAGAGCACAGGGAUCGCUCAGGAAUGCAUAUGUAGGGCUCCAAAGAAAUCAAGGCUGUAAAUUCUGAGACCAAGAGACAUGGAAGUGAUGUAAUAGAGCAACUCUUGAUUUAUUUUAUUUCAAUGUACUGAUAUAGGUGAAAGCUAGUUCCGCUGCCAACUUGCUAGUUUGUGUUGCUGCAUUGGUUGCUGUAAUCCUCCAUAGUACUGAGAUUGCACAAACCCAUCAACAAGGAGAUUUGUGUGACAAUUCUGAGAUGCGUUAUGGUUAUUGCUUCAGUUCUCUUCAGGUAAGUUUUUCCCCAUCUCUUCAUGUGCAUGUAGUAGCAGUCCAUAAUUUGCUAAAAGUCAUCUGAUUCAGCAAAGGCUUCAGGCAUCUAGAGACUCUUCAGAACUGUUUUGUGCCUAAAUGAAAUAAUUCUGCCUUACCAUUGACUUAUAGGAAACUGAAAAUGGCUAAUUCACAAGUGAGAGGCUCUACUAACCCUCACAAGACUUUGUCAGUGACCAACAAGGCGCAUAAAGACAUCCUGUCUCUGUCAUUCAAGAGUGGGGAUAAUGUGAUAUCCCCUUUCCCUCUGAUGUCUAGAAAUGUAUGUGAGGUACUUUUGUGAAAGAGAAAAAUAAGAAGGGGGGGGGGGGAGAGAGAGAGAGAGAAAGAAAGAGAGAGAGAUCCUAGAUUGGGAAUCUGUGGUGCAUUUAAGACAAAAUAAAGGAAGGGCUUGAAUCGUGCUAAAAACUCCCAGUGGAUCAAAAUUUAUUUUGUAUAAAAUUUAUUUUUUGGUGGGAUAUUUUAGCACAAUAUGGAGACAUAUUGCACCUGUCUGUGGAUUAGAUGCAAAGAACAGCUGGCUCAAUCACCUUUUCAACUUCAAACAAACAAAAUUAAAGAAGUGUCCAAAUGAGGCAAUGAAAUAAUAAUAAUAAUAAUAAUAAUAAUAAUAAUUUAUUUAUAUCCCAGCCACUCUGGGCAGCUCCCAACAGAUUAAAAACAGAAUGAAACAUCAAACAUUAAAAACUUUCCUAAACAGGGCUGCCUUCAGAUGUCUUCUAAAAGUCAGAUAGUUGUUUAUUUCCUUGACAUCUGAUGGGAGGGUGUUACCCAGGGCGGACGUCACUUCUGAGAAGGCCCUCUGCCUGGUUCCCUGUAACUUCACCUCUCACAGUGAGGGAACCGCCAGAAGGCCCUCGGCGCUGGACUUCAGUGUCCAGGCUGAACAAUGAGGGUGGAGAUGCUCCUUCAGGUAUACUGGGCCGAGGUUAGUGGCAAGCUUGGAAAGAAUAGUGGUGGUGUUUUAUUGAGCUACUUAGUAUGGGGUUGGCCUUGAAGAAAUGUCACUUGGUGAAAAAUGAUGCAGCCACACUUCUAAUUGGGACUUGCUGUAUCAAGUGUAUCAUUCCAGCUGCAUUGUUACCAAGUCAAGGUGGUGCUAAGCUGGGUCCAGGAUGCCUGAAGGAUCACUUCAUCCCACAGCUGCCUGCCCAUGUACGCUCAGGUCUGCCCCUGAGGUCCAUGUCCUGCCUGCCUUUCAGAGCCUUUUCAGUUAUAGCACUGCUGCUUUGGGGUGACCUUUCAAAAGGGGGCUGCCUUGGCCUGAACUGUGCCUGUCUUUCAGCUGGAGAUCAAAAUCUGAUGUUUUGAAUGAGCUGUCAGGCUAGAAUGGUGUUAACUGGAUAUGCUUUGGUUUUGAUGUAGUUGUGCCAUUUUCUUGAUACAAAUAUAUAGAUUAAAAGUUAUUUUGCAUUGUCUUAACAUACUACAUCUCUUUGGGUCCUGGUGGAUCAAAAGCAUGGAGUAUCAGUACUGAAAAUAAAUAAAAGUGAGCUUGUUACCGUUCCAGUAGGCACAGAAAUAGGAAACAUUCUCAAAGGGAAAAUGCACUAGCCUACAUAAAAUGUAGUUGAGGGAAAUAAUUGAUUGAUGCCUGGCGGUUAUAGUUCCUUAAUUAUAUAAUGUGUGUACAGGUCUCUUGCUAUAAAAAAAAGACAUAAUGUACAUGGUUCUUUGGAUUUGAAGGUUUAUUCCUCCCAUGUUUUCCUGCCAAGGGUCCAGUUAUUAAAUCCUGCUUAUGUGAUUGGACCCCAAGUAUCUGUUUUUUCUGGAGUAAGGGUAGAAGAUGGGCGGGGGGAGCGCCUUUGCAAUCUUCCUAAUUCUCAGGAAUGAAGUUAAGGUUAUUUAGGGAUAUUCCUAAAUUAUCCCUUCCAACAAGGUCUAGAACAAACAUUUAAUGGAAAGUAAUGGAAAACAGUGUGCACACGACACUAGACGCAAUCCAUUAUCUAUCCUGUCCUUUCUUAUGAUGCACUUUGUAUGCACUUUUCAGCUCAAACCAGCUUCAGUUGAUUAAAAGGACAACCUGGCUGUGUUUUAAACUAGUCAUGUGUACACAGCCUAAGUCAACCUUUCAACCGUUAGGCUUCAGCAUGGAGUCCCUCUUUCGAUUUGUUCACCUCACUGUCCCUGGAGGAUUUUGUGUAUCUUCUUCAGAUCUUUCAAAUCGGUGUUACUGAAAGAGACCUCACAGGACUUAGCUGCUUUGGAAGGUUAACUCUUGCACUUCCAAGCAAUUGGGUUUUGAUUGUGCUUUCAGUUCUGGAGCUGUAUAAAUAGCAACCCGUGCAACUGUUUCUUGCCUUUUCCCACAGACGCUGAUAUAUGGUCUGAACGCGGUGUUUAUCAUCUUUUCGGUUCUUGAACUGUGCAUAGCUGUCGCUGCCCUGGUAGUUGGAUCCAGAUCUGCACAACAACAACUCUAUCGGCAGAUGGUGAGGGUGAAUCCCUGCCUUUUUCUGUCACAGGUUUGCUGUGGCUGGGAAAAACCCACCCCUAAAUCAACACUGUUCCUCACUCAGCUAUGUGGAAAGAAAAUCAUAAGCUUGGUAGUAGCCUGCAAAUUUCAAAUGUGUUCUCUCCUCCCUCCCUGACAUGGCUUUGAGUUAUGCCCUUUUCCCAUCAAAUAUUGAACAGAAUCUGAUCUCAGUGUAAUAAUUUCAGUUUUUUGUGAUCCUCACUUUCCCUCUUUGCAGGGAUUUCAGUGGUACCUGACUCUCCCCUGAAAGGGCUGGCUCCUACAUUUCUCUUAGAAUAAUGGAAGGAGGCAAAAGUUGUGUCUGGGUAGAGGAUGGGUAAAGCUUGCAGAGAACAAUUACCAACUUUACUCUUCUUGUUUUUUCCAGGCAUCGUGAUAAGGCUUCUCUUGGCACUUCUUGGCACACCAUUUGCAGCAAUUAUAGGGGUCUCUCUUGCUUAGAGCUACGCAGCUGUGAACUUCUUGCAGAUACUUCACCUUUUCCAAGAUGGACUGCAGGAAUCCUGCUAAUCUCUUGCCUGGCUUUCUUUAGAAAGAGAAAACAAACUAUAAACUUGCCUGUGACUCUCCUCUAUGGGUCCUGCCACAUAAGCUGAAAAGAAGGUUUUCCAAAUCCAAGACUUCUCUUCACUUUUGUGCAUUAUCAAGAAAGGGAAAUCUCUGUACCUUUUAAAAAGUUUCCAUUUUGGGCCUUUCCUGUGUGUUCCUGGAAGACAACAGUCUGAUCUCUAAAUUCUCCUGGGUUUGGUGAGGAGAGAGAGCCCAAACAGAUUGUCUGCGCUUAUUCCAACAUGAAAUUUAGGUUUGUGGUAAUGAAAUGGACACUGUGGUGAUGAUGAGACUCAUAUAAGCACACACUAUAUUGGAAGGGAAAGUGCUGUGAAUUUUUUGAGAAAAUAUCUAGCUCUUUGAGCUGGUUAGAAAACUGCUUGUGGAUCUUCCUGCAGGGAAAACUGAUGUGGGUUUUUAUUGAAUGCACAACACAUAUUCUUCCACAGGAACAGUUCACAGUAAAUCAAGCAUUCUCACACUGGAAAACAUUUCAUCAGCAUCUCAGCCUGUCUGCAACCAGAGAAGAAAGAUAGAUUAAGUCUUCGCCCACAUACCAAACGCUAUAUCCCUUUCAUUCUUCAGGUUGCCCUGGUACCCGAAUGCAGCAAUCUUGUACACACCUGGGAGUACAUCACAUUGAACCCAAUUGACCUCUAAGUAGACAUGCAUACAAUUGCACUGUAAUGCUGCAAUCUUAUGGACCCUUAAUCUCGGAAUAAAUACCAGUGAAGAAUGUGACUUCUUUCUGAGUGUAUAGAAUCAGGGGCACUUAAAGGAAGAAGAACACAAUGUUCUCUUUUACCUCUUCAGAGCACAAUCAGACUUUCCAAUGGGCUUCUGAGCCACAGCAUGCAAAUUGCUCAGUUGCUGGCAUCUCCAGACAGAAACUACUGUCUGAAACCUUGAAAAUCUGCUCUCAGUCACUUUAGACAAUAAUGAGCUAGAAAGGUCAACAUUCUGACUGGUAUGAAAAAGCUUCCAAUCUUCCUACAUGUUGGUUCCCCUUGGUUCCCACAGCGAUGUUUCCUAGACAGCUGAAAAUCUGCCUGAGAAAAUUCACUAGAGGUAAGAUUACGAUAGCUCACCUCUACUGUAACUGGGAGGCAGUUACUUCAUGAAAGUACUCAAUAGAUUAUGAAGGAGAUGCUGUUAAAAAAAAGUUAUGCAAAAACCUCAUCUGGAGGCUUAAAGGUUGACAUUUGAAAGAGAGAAAGAUCUGCUUAAAUUUGUUUACUUUUGUUACAUUAUAAAAAGGGAUGGGAUCAAAGUAGUAAGAUGCAUUGAUGAUGUGUUGCAUUUGUAACAACUGAGAUGUUGACCAAAGUGCAAUAGGUAGAACAGUGUGACACAUUCCGUAUUCAUACCAUGCAAACAAGUUUGUCAAAGCUUGUCCACAUUGUGAUAUCAUACAGUAUUAUUUCCAGAGGCAGAAAAAAAUGUUUAAAUCUUUGUGGGACAGUUUGGGCAAUCAGCAGAAUUAAGUCAAAAAGGCUGUUUCUGGGGGACAAGGUUGAAUAGUUCUUCCUAAGGUGCUAGUUUUGUAGUUGCAAGGAAUUGUUCAGUUUGGGGAGCAUUCGAGAAUGCCAGUGCUAUCACCACUCUACAUCCUAAAAGCAUACCUACCAGGUAGGGAACGCGUAGCGCUGUGGUCUAAACCACUGAGCCCCUUCAGGUUGCUGAUUGGAAGGUUGGCGGUUCAAAUCCCCAUGACAGGAUGAGCUCUUGUUGCUCUGUCCCAGCUCCUGCCAACCUAGCAGUUCAAAGCACACCAGUGCAAGUAGAUAAAUAGGUACUGCUGUGACAGGAAGGUAUACAGCGUUGCCAUGUGCUCUGGCUUCCGUCAUGGCAGCGGUUUAGUCGUGCUGGCCACAUGACCUGGAAAGCUGUCUAUAAACAAACGCUGGCUCCCUUGGCCUGAAAGCGAGAUUAGCCGUCCAGGGAUCCUUUACCUUUUUUUACCUACCAGGAUAGGCUUUAUAACUUGAUUUCUCAGUGAAUUCACUGUGCUGGGUGUAAGAAGGCCAUCCUCUCAGACAUAUUAUUGUUAUAGAAAAAAGAAUUGCCCAGAGUCCAUAUAACGACUGUGCACACUUUAGGAGACAUCAUCAUCAUCAUAAUCAUUAUUAUUUAUUGGAUUUAUAUACUGCCCUAUACCUGGAGAUCUCAGAGCAGUUCACAGAACAAAAUCAAAAUGAAAAACCACAAAAUAUAUGAUCAAAAUAAAAACAGCCCAUGCAUUAGUUUUACUAUUGUUAUCAUUUUUUUAUAGCAGUGAAACUGAAGAGCAAGCACUUGUUUUAACAGAAAAUACCAAUCAAAGAGAGCCUUUCAAUUUAUAACCAAGUAUGUAAAGAUGAAUUGUUGCAUCAAUUUAAAGUAUGUAUGGAAAUAAGCUCCUAUCCUAAACUACUGCACAUUUUUUUAUAUAUAUAUAACUAUAUUGCUGGCAUUGUGUGUUUAUCAGAAUCUUUUUGUGCUUAGUCCAAAUCAACUUUCUAGUUUUUAUAUAGUAUCUCAGGUCUGAUUAUUGAAUUGAAUGUUGUUAUACAUCACCUGCCAUGUGCCUUCUGCAUUCAGACUAAAAUAUAUUUGUCAUUUGGUGUGUGAAGUGGUUUGUUAAUAAAUUUCAAUGCUUCCCUGUGAUUUGUUCUUUUAUGGAUGCUCGUGUGCAGGUUCUGCUACUUCCUUCUGUGGUGUUCAGAUCUAGAAAUGAAAUGUUUACGAUUAAAAUUAGUGCUGCUGAGAGCUACAGUGAAAACUUUAGCUUACAGUCUCCAC